AUGGAAUACUUUCAAGCAAAAACAGUUACAACUCAAUUCAAACGUCCCUUGUCGGAUUUGAAUAAGCUCUAUAAGCAUAUCAUUUUGAAGAAUGGCUUAUCAACCUUGCUUGUAUCGGAUCCGCUGCUCAAGGUUGCAGCCUGUUCAAUGUGUGUCAAAAGUGGAAGUCAUUGUGAUCCUGAUGAAGUACCAGGAUUAGCCCAUUUUUGUGAGCAUAUGGUUUUCAUGGGUACUGCCGAGUAUCCAGCCCCCAAUGAAUUGCUCAAGUGUAUCAACGCUCUCGGUGGGAAUGGUAAUGCAUUUACAACUGGUGAUAGAACAUGUUUCUUUUAUGAGAUACCUAUAAAUAAAGCUGAAAUUAAUAAUGAGUUGGGAUUCAACUAUAGUUUAAAAGUUUUCAGCACGUUUUUCAAUCUGCCAUUGUUUAAUGAAGCAUAUAUGGAUAUGGAAAUCAAUUCAGUUAACCACGAGCAUGAAUUAAAUCUAGUCAACAACAGCAAGAUAUUGUAUCAUGGAUUCAGAUUGUUGGCUGAUAAGGAUCAUCCAUUUCAUAGGUUUGCAACAGGAACCAAAGAAACUCUAAAGUCAUCAAAAUAUGUUAAAAUAAAAACAGAAAUUGUGAAAUACUUCCAGAUGAAUUAUUACGCUGAAAAUAUGACUUUAGUUUUGAAAGGCCCUCAAUCACUAAAUCAACUACAGAAGUUAGCAAUUGCAAAUUUUCUGAAUAUUCGACAAUAUGAUCAGCUUGAAAGCAAGCUUAUGAUCUCCUCUAUAUUACCUGACAGAAACCAGGAAAUAUUCAAAAAUACAAACAAGGUGUUAUUCAUUCAACAGAAUCAAACGUCUAAGGUAAGGCUAAUAAUCCCCAUAUUUGGAGUCAGCAACAAAUUUUUUGAAAGCGUGUGGUGUAAUUUGUUAGGGGAUGAAUCCAAAGGUUCGGUCUGUCAUUAUUUAAAGGAGAUAAAACAAUAUACGCUAAACAUGUUUGUAUUUACUCAAGAGCUCUCUUACACAAAUAGAGUACUCGUCAUCGAUGCCAAAUUAACAAGGAAAGGAGAAUCAAAUUUAGGCUUGAUUAUUGAGACUAUUUUUGAAUUCAUCAAUCAACUAAUGGCCCAUGAUGUAGAAACUUUGACCACAGUAUUGAGAGAAUAUUCAAGAAUAUUCAAAUUCAAUGCAUAUUUCCGCCAGAAUGAUUCAACUCCUAUGGACGAAGCGUCGGAACUUUCCAUUGAUUUACAUGACAGACAGAAAAGAAUUGAAGACAUUGUCUUAGGGGAUGCGUAUCAUUUUGCUGGUGAUGCCAGAAAUUUCAAGCACGCCACUCGAUAUGUCUUUGACAUAAAGAAAUUGAAUGUUAUUGUAGUUGGAACCGAACCGAAGCUGGUCCAAACUAUAACAUUCCCGACAAUGAGCAAUCUCAAAAAGGACCCUUACUAUCAGUUUUCCUACCAAAUCUUUGAUCUUAAAUUUCAAUUGAGAAAUAUUUUCCCAUCAUUUAGUCUUUUAGAAAGAAACGAAUAUCUUCAUUUCACUCACGAGGAGCUAGAUAAAUAUUUAGAGGAAUCAAUUCAUAACAAGUCGUCAUUUAUAAAUGCAUAUAUUCCUCAAGAUCUGAUACCAAAAUUACUUGAUUACUCUAACUAUCAUGAAAUUUGGAUUGCUCAAACCCCCAAAUGGCCUAUUCGGAUUAUAACGUCCUUUCAGAUUUGUUUUGCUUCAGUUGAAUGCAAUCCAAUUAAUGCCAUUGGAAUGGAAAUUCUCACAGAGCUAAUGGCAAAUGAACUAACACCUGAAUUUUAUCAUUCCGAAUUGGCCAUGGACUCCUGGGCUCUAUGUCCAAAUUAUGGGAUGGUUCCUUCCCUAUCAGUGUAUGUUUGCGGACCAAAGCAUGGGUUUCGAUACUUUAUCGAAAUGUUUCUCCAGAAGAUAAAGAUAUUCUUGGAGGAGAAGAUACAUACCAUUGGUUAUAAAAAAUUCACAGGCGCCAGGUUAAAGUUGUUGGACACUUAUAACACCAUGGAGCGCAAGGACUCAAUUAAACAAGCGAUAGCUAUAUCAAUAUUAAUGUUAGAGGAAGGGAUUGUUUCGCUUCAGGAUAGAAUCGAAGCACUUGAGUUGAUUGACGCUGAUGAUAUCGCCGAUCUUGCUAACAAAAUCUCCGAAGAUACCAAAAAAGUAAAGAUAUUAAUUUCUGGAAACAUAGAUGAAGAAUUUGCCCUAGACAUUAGUCGUUCAGUUAAUCGUAUCACUUCCCAUUUAAAAAUAUACAUGCAAAAAAUUGAGUUUCAAGAUUCAAAUAGCAUUAUUUUAAGACCAGGACGAAACUAUACAAUCACCCAAGAGAAUCCAAAUGAAAAGGAUACUUCCGAUGUUGUUUACCAUUACAUUCAAUUAGGUCUUAGAAAGGACGAAAAAUCCAGGACAAUUGCCAGUUUCCUUUCAUUUCUUUUAAGCCAGGCUGCAUCUUUCAUUCUUAGAACCAAGAAACAACUAGGGUACAUAGUCUUAAGCGGAAUGAGAUAUAAUAAACAAACAUUGGGGGUUUAUAUCUGUGUGUCAAGUGGAAGCUUUGAUUAUUGCGAAGUGAUGAAGGAAAUUGAAAAUUUGUUGUUUGAAUGGGAGUUGCAGCUAAUUAAUAUGAGCCAGGAAGAAAUCAACAAACAGAUCGAUUCCUUCAUUCAGGCACUUGACGAGAAAGAACCUGACCGAAUUCCAGCGAAUGUUCUUUAUGCCAUGCCUCCAGCUAGGAAUAGUGAUAAUUUUUCUCAGGGUGACGAAGAUUAUACCCAUCAUCAAGAUUUUUGGGAAAAGAUUUUGACCAAAAACCAUAGAUUUACAGGACAAAAGGGAAAUGAAAGCAUAGACAGGAAUAUGCUCAGAUCAACUACCACGGAAGAGAUAGUAUCAUUCUUCAGAAAGUAUAUUUCAAUCAAAUCGACUGAAAAAAGUUCGCUAACAAUAUUUAUAUCCUCGCAACUGGGAAGAGAACAUCGGAAAGUAGAAGAAGCCAAAGAAACAAUACAAGAAUUGCUUGAUGAGAAGGGAUAUACCCUUACAGAUAUUCAAAUCACGAUGCUCCUAAAAGAAUACGAGAAUAAUGUUAACAUGGCUGUUAAACAUUUACAGAAAUGCGGAUACAAAAUUUCUGUCAAGCAUGUGGGGAGGGUUUCAAAGCUAAUAACAAAACUUGCAAGAGGAUCCCAAAUGGACAACACAAGAGAAAUCCAGAAGCUUCAAGAAAAAAGUGUCAAAAAAUAUGGGAGAAUUUACCAAGACAGCAGCCUUGCUGUGCCGUAUUUGGAAGUUAGAUCGAAAGAAGAGGUUCAAAAUGAAGCUAUUUUAAUGCAUUAA
Messenger RNA from Hemisphaericaspora subhashii, 3354 nucleotides. RefSeq names its product Axl1p (gene AXL1). Bases 1 to 3354 code for a protein of 1117 amino acids. The transcript has a single exon. NCBI's taxonomy places the organism in Eukaryota, Fungi, Ascomycota, Pichiomycetes, Serinales, Debaryomycetaceae. The record is from RefSeq and is a predicted model, not a curated record. Gene Ontology annotation, biological process: peptide catabolic process. Gene Ontology annotation, cellular component: mitochondrion; cytosol. Gene Ontology annotation, molecular function: metalloendopeptidase activity; metal ion binding.